This is a messenger RNA of Hydatigera taeniaeformis, 567 nucleotides long. NCBI's taxonomy places the organism in Eukaryota, Metazoa, Platyhelminthes, Cestoda, Cyclophyllidea, Taeniidae. The record is from the annotation of a GenBank genome assembly.
AUGCAGUACAAAGGGAUGGGGUUGGUUGAUUCAGCAUCACAUUACAUUCCUCAGAUAGAGUCGGGCAACGCGAAGAUUGUCGAAGUGAAGGAUGCGUGCGUGGGAGCUGACAGCAAACCCGAAGCAGACGAUCUUAAAAGGACAAUUCUCUUUGAUCAUUGGAGACGACGUCUUCGAGCAAGAGAUUUUGUGGAUCGUCUUUUAGAGAAGGAGGCGAAAGAGGCGAAGACAAGGCGAAGGAGAUGCAGAGUAAACCCAUCUCAUUCAGCCCCACAUCCUCCCCUACCACCACCUCCACCACUGCCACCACCAGCGCCAUUACGAAUGCACUUUGGUACUAAGAUUGAAAACGGCUUAAUGACAGAAGACCGCUUCUGCUGUGGUCGUCAAAAAGACGGAUUAAUUGACUUCUCUUCAUCAGUUGGAGCCUCUGCUUCAUCGACUUCGACUCCGACAUUGUCGCUUCCUUUGACGUCACUCUCGUCCUUCAACACACUCCCUGCCUGGAAUUGGCCCUCUCUGAACGGAUCAACUAAAAAUUUGUGCAGUUACUAUCAUGAAAACUGA